This is a messenger RNA of Rhodamnia argentea, 1524 nucleotides long. RefSeq lists its product as uncharacterized. The transcript has 2 exons. The coding region runs from base 122 to 1063 and encodes 313 amino acids. The record is from RefSeq and is a predicted model, not a curated record. NCBI's taxonomy places the organism in Eukaryota, Viridiplantae, Streptophyta, Magnoliopsida, Myrtales, Myrtaceae.
CAAUCUCUCUCUCUCUCUCUCUCGUUUCAUCAAGCAGGUACGCAGACGCAACCGCAACAGCCGCCGUCCUCCAUCACCGCCCCUUCUCUGCGUACGCUCUUUACCUGAUUCGCAGUACAGGAUGCCGCAGGUGGAUCUCGAAACCCUCGUCUCCGCUUGCGCCGGCGGCGGCUCCAACGACCGCAAAAUCACCUGCGAGACCAUCGCCGGCGCCGGCCAUCCGGAGGCGGCGCCGGUGGCGGUGGAGGAGGAGGAGGAGGAGGAGGAGGAGGGCCAGGAGGAGGACCAGGGCCACCACUCCGAUCGGCCGGAGAUCCCUCCCGACUUCCCGCCGGAGUCCUUCUGGCUCUCCAAGGACGCCGAGUUCGACUGGUUCGACCGCAACGCAUUCUAUGAGCGCAAGGAGUCCACCAAAGCCAGCUCCAACUCCGGGAACCUCAACCCCAGCUCCAACUCCAACUCGCAGCGCUUCUCCCUGAACCGGAAGUCCAAGGCCUCCAUCAUCGGCCUCCCGAAGCCGCAGAAGUCCUGCUUCGUCGACGUCAAGAACCGGAAGGCCGCCUCCAAGGCCGCGAACACGCGGCUGUUCCCGAAGCGCAACGGAUCGUCGGCCGGGAAAUCGAAUCCGCCGCUGAUCGAGCCGUCUUCGCCCAAGGUCUCGUGCAUGGGGAGAGUCCGGUCGAAGAAGGACCGCAACCGCAGGUUACGGAACCGCAAUCGCUCGGUCGAACCGGCCGCGGCGAAGGCCAAGCCGGCCGGCAAGAAGAGGACCGGCCUGUUCUCCAGCUUCCGCUCCAUGUUCCAUCGAGGCCACAAGUCGCAGGCCGGGAGCUUCGAGCGCGGCGCGGAGCCGCCCCCGGAGGAGUCGCCCCCGCGGAGGAGCUCGGCCAGGAGCGUCAAUCGCGACAUCAGGGACCGCUUGCCGUCGCGCGAGGCGGGGGCGCUCUCGCCGGAUUCGCUACCCAGGCGGAGCGCGGCGGGCGGCGAUGCGCCGGGUCUGGGCGGGAUGAGCCGGUUCGCGUCCGGUCGGAGGUCGGACGCUUGGGCCGACGACGUGGUUUAGCGAGAUCCUCCCGCAGUCAAAGACCGACGCCGGCCGGACCGGCGCUGAGAUCUCGGCCCCCACCGAAUUGAUUUGGGCCUGCGGUCUCGGUUGGCUGGCGGCCGUGCGGGGCCCGCUCGGGGAGGAUUUUGGGCAUGUGGGUCUGGGUGGUCGUUCGACUGACGUGGCGCGUUGACUGCUGGGGGAUCACCCCGCAUCCGCAUGGGUGGUGGAGGUAAAGAACAACUACUCUCGGCACACGGAUUUUCCAUGCUAUUCAUAAUUUUUGAAUCGGUCUUAUCUUUAUCUUCGCUCCUUUUUUUUUUUUUUUUUGCUUUUUCUUGAGGGGGCCAAAAAUCUGGUUUUUGAUUGUGUAAUGAAAAAGAGUGAGGUGGUGGUGGUGGUGGUGGCUUCUUCAAGGUUUUGUAAAUAGAGAGUUCUGGUGCGGAGCAUUUUUGCUCUUUUUGCUAAGUUUUCUUGUC